AUGGCUCUCCGGUCCUGGGUUGCAAAGGCGGAGCUUCCAUUUGUUUCGAGAUGGAUUAACGACGAUAUCCGACCUAUAGAAACCGAGAGACGGACCUGGGGGUUCCUUACUUUUCACAAUUACUGGCUUCUCAUCAACUGCAACAUCGCUACAUACCUAACAGGGAGCGCUCUAAUCCCUCUGGGUCUUUCCUGGUGGCAAGCCUUAAUUUGUAUCGUCCUUGGGAACCUCCUGGCUACGCUGGCUGUUAUUCUGAAUUCACUUCCUGGUGCCCACUAUCAUGUUGGCUUUCCUGUCAUCAAUCGGGCAGUAUGGGGAAUGUGGGGAUCGCAGUUCCCUAUCUGGAAUCGCAUAUUCCUAUCCCUCAUCUGGUAUGGCUUCAGCGCUUGGGUCGGAGGUGAAUGCAUUUACGUGAUUCUACUCUCUUGGGACCCGAAUCUGGAGCAGCACAUCCCGAAUCACAUGCCAAGCGACAUCGGUAUGACAACCGCUUCAUUUGUGGCAUACAUCAUCUUUUCCGUGAUCUCAUUGCCUCUGAUCUGGAUCCGGCCCCAUCGUCUUCAGAAGUUCUUCUAUGUCGCUGCGACUGUGACGAUAGUCUUUUUCGUUGUCCUGUUGAUUUGGGCAUUGGCAACCAUGGGCCCUGCUGGAUUCGGCAGCACACUGAGCAAUGAUACAACACUUCCCAAGACUGGAGGCCCCAACAGUGUGGCAUGGCUCAUGGUCUAUGGAAUCAUAUCGACCAUUGGAUCCAUCGCGGCUGGUAUCCUGAACCAGAACGACUACGCACGUUUUGCUACCAAGCCCAAAGAUGCAAUCUGGGGCCAAGCAUUAGCCUUCCCCUUAUACGGGACUUUUACAUCCGUGCUCGGUAUCCUGGUCACAGCUGCGACGCAAGAACGCUUUGGAGGUGAAGCAAUUUGGAAUCCGCCGACGCUUUUCCAGCAACUCAUGGUGCAAAACAAUAGCGCAGGAACGCGCGCCGCGGCUUUCUUCGCCGGGCUAUGCCUGGUUGUCUCGCAACUGGGCGUUAAUAUCCCAGGAAAUGCUCUCUCCGGCGGUUUCGACCUCGCCGCGACGUUCCCCAGGUAUCUCAAUAUCCGGCGCGGCGCCUACAUUACUGCUGUCUUCAGUGUUGUAGUAAAUCCGUGGCGAUUGGUCAACACGGCAACGACGUUUCUCACUGUGCUUUCCAGCUACAGCGUAUUUUUGGGUCCGAUGACAGGCCUCAUGGUUUCGAAUUAUCUUAUUGUGAAUCGCCAGAAGAUCAACGUGGAUCAUCUCUACAUUGGCAACAGUAAUAGCAUAUAUUGGUACAAGUACGGAGUUGAAUGGCGGGCUCCUGUAGCAUGGCUUCUGGGCGUUGCGCCCUGCAUGCCCGGCUUCAUAGCCGCAGUCAAUCCCUCCACGUCCGUUUCGGAUGGUGCCACGGAGUUGUACUAUCUUUGCUACAUCUUUGGGUUUCUGGCUUCUGGCUUCGCCUAUGCUCUUCUCCACUGGGUGUUUCCCUCGAAACCGUUGUCACAAUUUGUGGCGAAAUCAACGUCGUCACUCAAACUCCGCCGCAUGUAUCAAGACAGAUGGGAUGUUGCGCUGCAUGAGACAACCGAGAUUCUGGAUGGGCAAUCUCUUGAUACGGUCAAGGUAGACCCUGGUAAGUUUGAUGUUGCAGCAGAGCGAGAAGGGACGUCAAAGGUGCGCAAAGUGGGGGACGUCUGA
Lasiodiplodia theobromae is the source of this 1719-nucleotide messenger RNA. Its product is annotated as Ncs1 nucleoside transporter family protein. Gene Ontology annotation, molecular function: nucleobase transmembrane transporter activity. Bases 1 to 1719 code for a protein of 572 amino acids. NCBI's taxonomy places the organism in Eukaryota, Fungi, Ascomycota, Dothideomycetes, Botryosphaeriales, Botryosphaeriaceae. The record is from RefSeq and is a predicted model, not a curated record. Gene Ontology annotation, cellular component: plasma membrane. The transcript has 6 exons. Gene Ontology annotation, biological process: nucleobase transport; transmembrane transport.